Messenger RNA from Strongylocentrotus purpuratus (purple sea urchin), 1948 nucleotides. RefSeq names its product atlastin-2-like. Lineage: Eukaryota; Metazoa; Echinodermata; Echinoidea; Camarodonta; Strongylocentrotidae. Gene Ontology annotation, biological process: protein homooligomerization; endoplasmic reticulum organization. The coding region runs from base 100 to 1680 and encodes 526 amino acids. The transcript is spliced from 12 exons. Gene Ontology annotation, molecular function: GTP binding; GTPase activity. The record is from RefSeq and is a predicted model, not a curated record.
AUAAAUUGAUAAUUUCGAUUACGAACUGAAACCCUGCACACCUCAGGAACGUAAACGGGACCAAUUUGCUGCUGAAAUUGUCUGAUACAACUUGUCAUAAUGCCACCCAUACCAGAGGCUGCCCGGAUAGGGGAGCCAGUCCAGAUCAUCACCACCACUGAUGAUCAUUCCUUUGAGUUGAACCAUGAAGCCUUAGAUGAGCUGCUUCUCAAUGAGGAUGUAAGAGACAAGAAGGUGUGUGUCGUCUCAGUGGCAGGAGCUUUUAGGAAAGGGAAGUCAUUCCUUCUAGACUUCAUGCUCAGAUACCUCAACAUGCAAGGAUCAAGUGACUGGCUUGGACCAGGAGACCAACCGUUAGCAGGGUUCUCCUGGAGGGGAGGUUCUGAGAGGGAGACUACAGGGAUCUGGGCUUGGAGUAAAGUAUUCCUAUGUCCUGGACCUAAUGAUGAAGAGGUUGCAGUGAUCUUAAUGGACACACAGGGAGCCUUUGAUUCUGAGUCAACAGUCAGAGAUUGUGCUACAGUGUUUGCUCUAAGUACCAUGACUAGCUCAGUUCAGGUUUAUAACUUGAGUCAAAAUAUUCAGGAGGAUGACCUACAGCAUUUACAAUUGUUUACUGAGUAUGGAAGACUUGCUAAGGAGCAGGAUAGUUCUGGAGCCAAACCAUUCCAGUCUUUGAAUUUCCUGGUUCGUGAUUGGAGCUUCCCUUAUGAAUAUGCCUUUGGGGAAAGUGGAGGUUCCAAGUUACUUGACAAGAAGUUACAUCAAUCAGCUAAGCAUAAAGAGUUACAGGAUGUGCGACGUCAUAUCACAAGCUGCUUCAAGAGACUUGGCUGCUUCUUGAUGCCUCAUCCUGGUCUAGCUGUAGCUACCAAUCCAAAGUUUGAUGGAAGAUUAGCAGAUAUCAGUGAGGAAUUCAAGACCCACCUACAGGAAUUAGCUCCUCUUCUUCUUUCGAAGGACAAUCUGAUUGUCAAGGAGAUCAAUGGCACUAAGGUCACGUGUCGAGCACUUCUAGAGUACUUCAAGGCUUACAUUGAUAUCUACCAUGGAGAUGAUUUACCUGAACCUAAGACUAUGCUGCAGGCGACAGCAGAGGCCAAUAACUUAGCUGCAGUAGCAAGUGCUAAGGACAAAUACACAAAGGAUAUGGAACAGGUAUGUGGAGGUGACAAGGCAUACCUGAGUCCAGACGAACUAGAGAAGAAUCACAAUCAAACCAAGGAAGCAGCCAUUAAUCAGUUCAGAGAAGUACGCAAGAUGGGAGGAACAGAGUACAGUCAGGAAUAUGAGGACAAGCUCUUAACUGAGAUGGAGGAGUCUUACGAGCAGUACAUCAAACACAACGAUAGCAAGAACCUGUUCAACGUAGCACGAACCCCUAUCACCCUCGUCACCACCAUACUUGCAAUGUACAUCCUGUCAGGGGUGUGUGGACUUGUAGGAUUCUACUCCUUGUCAAAUCUGGCCAAUAUGCUGCUAGGCUUUGCCAUCUUUCUACUCUGUACAUGGAGUUAUGUGCGCUAUAGUGGCAAGUGGGUCAACGUUGGGACGGGGAUUGAUACCGGAACAGAAUUUAUAUGGGUUCAUAUGUAUGGCCCCCUGUAUAAACACCUAACAGGUAGUAAUGUGAGUACGCAAGCAAGAAAGAUUAAACAAGCAGAGAAAAAGGGCAAAUAAAACUUCAAGCUGAUGAAUGGUUUUAUCAAAGCCAUAUUCUCUUUCCUUUAUAUUAUAUACAGUCCAAAUCAGCUUUAUUUUGCAAGGAUAUAAUUAUUAUUUACAAAGUGUUAAUGUACUGCUUAAAAGCUGCGGGAAAAUGACAAUGUCUUAAAGAACUUGAUGAAAGCAUAUAAUGAAAUGACAUGAUUGGAGCACAUCAGCUGGGCGUGAUUUGAAGUACUUGGAACACUACUGAUCAGCUGUGGAACAUGUGGGACUACGUACA